Messenger RNA from Perkinsus marinus ATCC 50983, 1158 nucleotides. RefSeq lists its product as hypothetical. The transcript has 2 exons. Lineage: Eukaryota; Perkinsozoa; Perkinsida; Perkinsidae. The coding region runs from base 1 to 1158 and encodes 385 amino acids. The record is from RefSeq and is a predicted model, not a curated record.
AUGCUUCGUCUCCAGCUUGGUGUGAUCAUCUGUUGGUCGACGUUAAGGUCAUCAGAUGGUGUCGUAUGUCCCGGAAGUGACCUGCCCUGCAGUCCUGUGAACAGAUCUGUCAUACCCACACCUUCGAUCCCUGUUGUUGACGACUGUGCCCCUCUGAACCCAGCCAGAGGACGGACUAUUCGACAGACGCUAGCAGACGAUACUAUGAAGGACUUCAUAUGGGGACGAGCCGAGGACGUGACCCGAUGCCUCAAUAAUCUCACCAUCACCAACUUCGACGCCCUCUUCACUCUUCACAACCUUAAGUACGGCCUGGCUGAGACCUACGCCUUCACAGACAUCGCUAACGGCUUGGACGACUCUGUGGAGGUCAACACCUGCAACUUCAAGCUACAUUCUCUUGACGUUGACAUCGAAAGUUUCAUUGAUGACAGGAUAAGUGAGUAUGCCGCCGCGCUGAACCCAAUGACUUUGGAGGAAAGGCAGAGGUUCUUCAGUGAGAGCAUCCCUGCGGCCCCUUUUCACUUCGCUCUGCAGCGUCAGUUGAGCCGCUUGAACGACGCUCAUACUCGUUAUGAUACGCCAUACACGGACUUCUACUUUGUGCUUCCAAUUCGCUUCGAUUCGCGUAUGCGUGACGGAGCCCAGGUCGUAACUCUCGGCUUCCCGAAUCUCAACGAGAUGUAUUACCCUGCCGUCUAUGGUAAACCUGUAACUGCCCAUAAGGAAGGUGAUGUCAUUGUUGAAGUUGACGGCAAGCCUGUCCUCCAAUGGAUGCAGGAUGCGGUAUCCGAGAGUGGACCUUACUUGGGGAUCUACCAGGGUCUUCUCCAGAGACUCAAUAACCAUUUCUUUGUUAAGUCUGUCGUCGACAGGAAUUUGCUACAAUUCCAGCCACCAACAGGACCACUAAGUGUCACAUUCGAUGACGGAUCCACCGAGGAGAUAAACUGGCUCGGGCGGUUGAGCGACUAUACCAAGUACACUUUACAGCUCACGGGAGCUGCAACAGCUUUCACUUUCGGUGGUCUGGCCGACCAGGCGAUGGAUGUUGCCUCUUUUGGUGGUGGAAACGUUCUGGAAUAUGAUGACAUAUCCCCUAUAUUGAAUAUUGCCAGUCAUCUCGGGUACUGGGAUACAUUUGGUGAGUCUGACUAG